Molecule: messenger RNA, 1491 nt
Organism: Fraxinus pennsylvanica
Lineage: Eukaryota; Viridiplantae; Streptophyta; Magnoliopsida; Lamiales; Oleaceae
Source: the annotation of a GenBank genome assembly
AUGAAAUUUCUGGUGAAGAGACCAAACAUUGAUCAGAUCCGUUUGGCAGUGGUGAAAACGUGGGGCUUACAGGAGACGCCUAUUAUCAGUUUUAUGGAUUCAUCACACGUAUUGAUUCAAUUGAGAAAUGAAGAGGACUUUCUACACACCUGGGCUCGGGAACGAAGAUCAAUUGCGGGGAGCGUUUUCCGUUUGUUCAAGUGGACGGUGGAUUUUGAUAUAUACAGAGAGUCAUCUACUGCCCCGCAGUGGAUCUUUUUGCCUGGGCUCCCUCUCCAUCUAUAUAGGGUUGAUUGUUUGAAAAUCCUUGCAUCGAGGUUUGGGCGUUAUUUAGGAACAGAUCACGAGACUCUUAAUCGAACAAGAGCAACUGGGGCUCGAAUAUGUGUUGAGACAGAUUUGAGGGCAGAACCAGUGGAGGGUUUUCCUAUGAGGUUCCCAACUAGAACAUAUUCGCAGGAGGUAAAAUAUGAGAAACUCGAUUUCUACUGCAACAGGUGUGGAAGGCAGGGUCAUCCCGAAUUUGCUUGUAGGGUGGAUCAACCAAAGCAGGUACGAAGACGUAAAAGGACUAGGGAGGAAAAAGGAAAGGCUAAAAUGGAGUGGAAGAGGAAAGAGAUGGGUACGUUAGAGGAGAAACAAAUCGAGGCGGGAAAGGAAAAUAUGAGAAGUGAUGACAUUGUGAUUAAGACAGAUGUACGGAAGGAGGAAACUGAUUAUACAGUGGACAAUUCACGGAAUGUGGAGGUUCUUCCAGAAGGAGACCAUGGUGAAACUGGAAACUACAGCGGGUCGCAAGAUAGGGAACAUGCGGUAGAGAUGAAUGAUAAGGAGUUGGGAGAGCUGUUUAUUGAGCAUGAACAAGCACAAGUUACCAUUAAGAAUGUAGAGGAGCAUGAUGGUGGGGCUGGUAUGGAGUUGACGGUAUCGGCUUCAGGUGAACUCGCGGCAAGGGAGAGGCUUGAGCCUGACAACAUGGGGAAACCUGUUAAUAAUCAAAAGGACAGUGUUAUUACUCCUGUUGUUGAGGCAAUAAAUGAUGAGGAUGUCGAAGAAGAAAGAGCGAUUAAUGUUGGGUCAGAUUGUGAGAUAUCAGAGGUCCGUGGUGAUGCUUGUGAUCAGAGAGAAAAGGAUUAUAUGUCAGACACAGAAAUUAACAAAAUUGCAACAGGGCAGGGUGGUAAAAGGUUAACACUGAGUUUUAGUGGUGCCAGACCUUUACAUAGUGACCAGCGUAUGGCUAUGUUUGCUAAGAAGAUAAAUUUGUCGGGUUGGCUUUCAAAUAAAGGUGAGGGAGGUAAAAUUUGGGUUUUCUGGAGGGAUGACAUUAGAGUCGAGUGGAUUGGUGCUUCUUCUCAAACGUUACAUGGUAUGGUUCUGAAAGAUAAUCAAAAAAUUGUGGUUUCCUUCAUUUAUGCAAAAUGCACUGCUUUGGAGCGAAGGGAACUGUGGCAAGAGUUAGAGAGUCUUAGGAUUGGUGGCCUGCCUUAG